AUGGAUAACAAAAAUGGAUCCACUGUGACUGAGUUUAUUUUAGUAGGAUUUUCUGGAGGAUGGGAACUGCAAAUUUUCUGCUUUGUGAUAUUUUCCUUGAUCUACAGUGCUACAGUGCUAGGAAACAUUCUCAUUAUAAUCACAGUGAUAUUUAGUUCUUCCCUUCAUUCACCCAUGUACUUCCUCCUUGGAAAUCUCUCCUUUUUAGACAUGUGUCUCUCCAGUGCCACAACACCCAAAAUGAUCACAAACUUGCUUACUGAACACAAGAUGAUUUCUGUAUGGGGCUGCAUGACCCAGAUGUUCUUUAUGCACUUCUUUGGGGGUGCUGAAAUGUCUCUUUUGAUAGUCAUGGCCUUUGACAGGUAUGUGGCCAUUUGUAAACCUCUGCACUAUAGGACAAUCAUGAAUCCCAGGUUGCUAAAUAGGUUUGUGAUACUUUCAUGGAUAGUUGGUUUCUUACACACUAUGAGCCAGAUGGUACUAACAGUGAACUUGCCUUUUUGUGGCUACAAUGUUGUAGACAACAUAUUUUGUGACCUUCCUCUGGUGAUCAAGCUUGCUUGUGUUGAAACAUAUAUCCUGGAGUUAUUUGUCAUUGCAGACAGUGGGCUUCUCUCUUUCAUCUGCUUCAUCCUUCUGCUUGUCUCAUACACUAUUAUCCUAGUCACUGUACAACAAAAAUCAUCUGGAGGGCUCCCUAAGGCUCUAUCCACAUUAUCUGCCCACAUAAUUGUGGUCACUCUGUUCUUUGGACCCUGUAUCUUUAUUUAUGCCUGGCCAUUCAGUAGUUUUGCAAGGAAUAAAACACUGGCCGUUUUUUACACUGUCAUCACACCUUUACUGAAUCCUGUUAUUUAUACACUGAGAAAUCAGAAAAUGCAAGAGGCUAUGAGAAAAUUACAUUUGCAGCAUAUCCAGUUUUAA
Molecule: messenger RNA, 927 nt
Organism: Dipodomys ordii (Ord's kangaroo rat)
Lineage: Eukaryota; Metazoa; Chordata; Mammalia; Rodentia; Heteromyidae
Product: olfactory receptor 4L1
Exons: 1
Coding region: 1-927 (308 amino acids)
Biological process (GO): G protein-coupled receptor signaling pathway
Cellular component (GO): membrane
Molecular function (GO): olfactory receptor activity; G protein-coupled receptor activity
Source: RefSeq, a predicted model, not a curated record